ACGCGCGCAGCCAUCAUUCAGCGUGUUCUCUCAGCCUCCGUGACGGUGGACAAGGAGGUCGUCUCGUCCAUCGGAAAGGGCAUCCUCGUCUUUGCGGCCGUGGCGCCCGGGGACACGGAGAAGGAGAUGAAGACGAUUGCUGGCAAAGUGACUAAGAUGAAGCUCUGGGACGACGAAUCAGGAGGCAGGUUCACGCUGCUGGCUAGGACGAAGAAGGGCACGAAGCCUGAUUUCCACGGCGCGGCCAGUCCGGAGGAGGCUAAGCGGCUUUACGAGUACUUUGUCGCUGCCGUCAAGGAGGAAUACGAUGCCUCGCACGUGGCUGAUGGCCGGUUCCAGGCCAUGAUGGAGGUUGCCCUGGUUAACGACGGCCCGGUGACGUUGGAGCUGCAGGCGGGUGGAACGCUGGCCGAAUGA
Messenger RNA from Geosmithia morbida, 417 nucleotides. RefSeq names its product D-aminoacyl-tRNA deacylase. Gene Ontology annotation, cellular component: cytoplasm. The annotation marks the transcript as partial. The record is from RefSeq and is a predicted model, not a curated record. The transcript has 3 exons. Gene Ontology annotation, biological process: tRNA metabolic process. Gene Ontology annotation, molecular function: D-tyrosyl-tRNA(Tyr) deacylase activity. Lineage: Eukaryota; Fungi; Ascomycota; Sordariomycetes; Hypocreales; Bionectriaceae.